GUAGAGAGGUCGCAGGUGAAUCAGUUAUAAUCACCUGUGCCGCAUGUAACGGUGCGUUAAAAAGGCUAUCUGUGUGUCAAACGAUUAUUUCAUGAUGGAUCAGCGGUGAGGUCUCGACUUAUGUAAUCAUCUCGUAUAUUUUUCCCCGAGAUAUAUUAAUUAUAUCUUAAUUUUCACGUAUCAGAGUUUUUUUUACGGAGGAGAGCACUACAAGGUGGUACUCACUGCAGGUAGCAGCUCAUAAACUGAAGAAAUGGGUAACUGAAUCAAUGGCAAGCGAUAUACAUAUAUAGUGGAUGUUUAUGUUCUGCCAGCCAUAUCGUCACUGUGGGGCCUGAACAGCUCACUAGCAAUGAGAUGGGGGGAUUAUACCAUAUAUAGACAAUACCCCAACUUAUCUCUGAGGAGGGAGUCUGUCUUAUUUCAUAUAUGGAGUUCAAAUAUGUAUUUUCUAUGUGAUGUAGUCCGACAAUUUGACACCCGUUUCAUUGGAGCUGGAUUCCAUGCAGAAAAAGUGUGAAUUAUUAUAUUUUUCUGGAAGAGAGUGUUUUUUAUGUGCCUUUUAAAAUGGAAUUUGUGGAAUAAUCUUGAUGAAAACUUUGAUGCCCACCGGUAGUAUGGACAGUGUGGUCCUACAGGAAGAUACCGGACUCGUUCUCUCUCCCUUCAGGUUGUUGGACAAGCUGUUGGUGGUGUGCCCCAAUGUCGACUACUGCGAGGAAGUUCUGCCCCGUUCUGAGUUGGAGGCACAUCUGCUUCACAGGUGUCGUGGUGCUGUUACUCGCUGUAUUAAGUCCAGUCUAGGCUGUACAUUCCAGGGUCCGAGAAGUGCACUACAGAGCCACCUGUGGGAGUGUCCGUAUAGGGACCAGGAUGGAGGCAAGAACCCGGUGAUGGAUGGUGAGGUGUCCACUAUUGAAAUCCAGCGCACGCAGGCCGACCUGGGCAUCAGUGUAGUGGGUGGCUGUGACACUCCCCUGGCCUGUAUUGUGAUUCAAGAAAUAUUCCCAGAUGGUGUCAUCGCUAAGGACAACAGACUGUUGCCAGGUGACCAGAUAUUGGAGGUGAAUGGAGAAGACUUAACUCAGGCUUCUCACUACCAGGCUCAACAACUUUUAGGCCAGUACUAUCCAGUCUGUAGGCUGACAGUGUAUAGGGAGAAGGCAGAGGAGAGUCGGCCUAUAGAGAAGGAAGAAAUUCUUAAAAUAACACUCAACAAAGUCAAGGGCAGACAACUAGGUAUCAAGCUUGUUGGCAAAAGAAGUGGUCCUGGUGUUUAUAUUUUAAGUUUGGUAGCGGAAAGUUUGGCCGCUAUGGAUGAGCGACUUCGGCCGGAUGAUCGAGUACUAGAAAUAAACGGCAUUGAUGUUUCGUAUGGCACGCAAGAGCAGGCUGCUCAUAUAAUACAGACAAGUGCUGAUAAAGUGCAAUUUGUGAUUUCCCGACGAAGUCGUCCUCAGACUCCCGACCUUAUUCGAUCUACCUCCGACAACUCAACAACAGCGACGAACUACAGUAUGAUACGUGAUAACACUCCCUCGUGUCAAAAGUGUCACGAACGUCUCGUCACCGUCACCAAGGACCCGCUAGAGACACUGGGGAUCAGUGUGGCAGGCGGACUGGACAGCCCCCGUGGGGACACGCCCAUCUACGUCACAAACAUCAACCCUCUUGGAUCACUUGGCCGCACCAAGCAAAUUAAGAAAGGGGACAUCCUUCUCUCUAUCAACGGGUCAAGUCUGCUCGGACUUACACAUAACCAGGCGGUCAGUCUGGUGAAGAUCAACACGGACAACAAAGUGGUCUGUCUGAAGAUCAUCAACGGUCCGGAGACAUCUCACAAUCAGGGCAACUUCACACCAACAUGGCUGUUCUGGCAACAAAUGCCGAGGAUGUGCCAGACACUUAAGACUGUGACACUCCUUCGGAGUCCAAGCGGCUCCCUAGGGUUCUCUGUGGUUGGAGGGGUUGACAGUGAGAAGGGGAUUCCCCCCUACCCUGUGUAUGUAAAAUCUGUUGUGUUGGACACGCCUGCUGCCAAGGAUGGACGCCUUAAGUGUGGAGAUAUUUUACUUAGUGUAAAUGAAGAGAGUUUACAGGGAGUGACACAUACAAAAGCCGUUGAUUUACUCAAGAUGGCCGACGGUGCUGUAGCAUUAACAGUUGUGUCUUGGCCCGGCACCAUUGUAUGAUGGGUAAUUCGGGUUUAAAUUUGUGAUGGCCAGUACUUUUCUACGUUUCUACGUACUGGUCAAAUUUUUUUACAAUUGACGAAAAGACAAUUUCAUUAAGCAUUAAAGGUUCAUUCAUUUUAUGAAAUUGGGAUGAUCUUUUUGACCAGAUAUAAGGAACGUUCCAAACGAAUUUGCAUUCUGGAGAAGUCACAAAACCAUUUUCUGUUUUCGAAGCACGGAUCAUUGGACACUGUGUAUUGGACUAUUGCUAAUCCUUGUCACUGUAGGCCAAUUCCUCUGGUCACUACAAGAAUCCUGAAGUGUUUGACCAGUUUCAAAGCCUCCUCUCUGGAAGUGAUAAUCAAUUCAUGAAUGACUGUAUUUUUCUACUCUGUUUAGUAGCUAUAUAUUUGCACUGCGUCUUUCUCUUUAUGCAUCUCACUAUCACAGUUGAUGUAGGGAUAUCACUGCACUUCUCUCAAUGUUUUUGUAAGAACAAUAUAUAGCAAUAUUAACAAGCAAUUUAAAAAUGUAAAAUGAUAUCUAGUUUAUAAUUGACAAUUACUGUAUUUAUCCUGUAAUAAGCACAAAUGACCAACCCAAAUGUUCUCAAUUUCAGCAAUAGAUAAUAGGUAGAGCCUAUGUUAGUUUCUUCUCAACAAAAAUUUUGACUUUAAGUUUAGGUUUGGCUUUUUGCGGGACAUUCUGUUAGAAUUUUUACUAAAUUGUAAUAGGCAUGGGUGGGCUUAUUACAAGACAUGGGCUUAUUUCUGGAUUAACUGGUAAGAAAUAUUGAGUUUCAGACAGUAUUUUGUGUACCAAGUAUUCAAUACAACAGUAUUCAGAUCAACUUUCAUAUUGAAAGAAGAAUGAGAUGCUCAUUACUAUAAUUCUCCCAAUGUACACCAACCUUUUUUAUGGAAAAAAAAUCUCUGAUACGCCCCUUCGUCACCUGAAUUUUUAUUCAGAGGUUAUGUGAUAAAGAUGUGUGUGAAUACUGGGAGAAUUACGGUAGCAAAACAAUAAAUUUCUGUUAAAAAUAAUUGUCCAGAUAUUCCUUUAGGUUUAAGGUCAAAAUUACCUUAAAAGUUUUUUCUAUGAAUUGUCUAUGACAUUUGUGUAAUUAAUUUGGUACAGACUUCUCAAAUAGAAUUGUUCAUAUUUGGUAAAUUACUACUCAAAUUUAAAUGGUUGUCACUGUAAAUUUUGAGAAAAUUUUUGCAAACUUUUUCUAUGUCCAAAGAAAAUUCUCGACCCAAAUUUCUUCCCCUGUUGAACAGAUCCAUAAUAAUGAUUUCAAAAAUUCUCAAAAACAGUCACUUUAAUUUUUAUUAUGAAGAACUGCAGCAAAAUUUCUGGUGGAACCAAGAUUUCUCUCAGUUAAGGUGAGGCAAUUCUUUUGUCUAUGUGAAAUUUCUGUGCGAAAGAACCAUAAACAAUUCUUAAGCAUAUUAACAAUUCAGUUUGAUAAUUCUGUACUUCAGAAUAUAUAAUAGUAAUUGUUGAAAUAGAAUGGGAACAGAUUUGACUGAUGUAUGAUAAACUUAAUUUGGUGUUUUUGAGACAUAAGAGUACCUGUUCUGAAUCCAUUCUAUGCAUUAUACAAAUAGUAUAUUCCUAUAUUUUACUCACUUAUAUGUAAAAUAAAAACUAUUUUGAUAUACUAAUGUAUGAUGGCAUAUUUCUUAUAAGUUAUAAACAAUUAACUCAAUUUAUGCAUGAUUACGCAGACAACUAUGCUUCCUAUUUUCAACAAUUUUCAUAAUUACGCAGACAACUGCACUCCCUAUUUUCAACAAUUUUCAUAAUUACGCAGACAACUAUGCUUCCUAUUUUCAACAAUUUUCAUAAUUACGCAGACAAACACACUUUCUUUUUUCAACAAUUUUCAUAAUUAUGCAGACAACUGUUCUUCAUUUUUUCAACAAUUUUCAAAAUUAUGCACAAAAUUUUAAUUCCAGUUUUUCAGAUUUUCAUGAUUACAGUUGAUUGAACUUCUUCCAUUUAUAUACAAUAUUUAUCAUAAAGCAGAUGCUUGUAAUACUUUUUAUGAAAUAUUCAUGAUGACAUAGACAAAUAUUCCUGUUUAUACAAAUAGAAUGAUUACGCAAACAACUGUUUCUGUUCAUACGAUUUUCAUGAUUAUGGAGAAAACUACCCUCCCUAUUUUAUACGAUAUUCAUGAUUACGCAGAUGAUUGUGCUUUCCAUUUUAUACGACUUUCAUGAUUACGCAAAUGAAUACUGGGUAUAAUAAUUCUGAUACUCGUGUGAUAGUGUGAUGUGGAGAAAAACAUUUCUAUGUGUUUAAACAAAAGAUGGCCUACAUAAAGUUUAUUCGUAAUUAUUAUGUCUUGUAUAAAAAAUAUUUAAUCAGAAAUUGUUCAUUUUUAUUUAAUGGUUCAUAAAAAUAUAUGUACAUAAUGUAAAAUCUCACCAUGAGGCUGUAAGGUGUGUAUUUUACAGAAGGAUCGAGGUAGCAAAACCAUGCUAUAACGCCACCUCGAUCGUUUCAUCCACCACUUCAUUUCAUUGACAAUUCCUUUAUGUAUCUAGGUCUUGAUUUUGCCAAACCUUUUUAUAAUGCCAAAACUUGGUUUGGCAAAUUGCAGGCAGUAUAACGAGGUGAUUUCCUUUAAAAUGGUAUAAACUCAUUAAGCUGAUUUUGUUUAUUAGCAUGCACAUGAGAGCCAUUAAUUAUGAAAUAAGCACAUACAUAUAUAUGAUAAAAUAUUUUGUACCAAUACACACUGUAUGAUAAUGCUCUGCACAGCUUUAUUUUUUUACUUUUCAAGAUACAUUUCAUGUUUUGCAUUUUUUUUUCAUAUGUUUUGAGCCUUUUAUUAUUGGUUGUUUUGUGAAGGUUUUUUUCCUUUUUUUUUCGGUACCUAUACACACAGUAUAAGUUAUGAUAAUACCGCUAAUAUAAGAACCUGAUGACUGCCCCAGUUAUGGGUUUGUUAAUAUGUACAUUAAAAUGUAAUUAGGAAUUUUUUUAUGGUCAGAUUGUGUGUAAGUUAGGAUAUUUACAGCUAUGACUUAUUCAUGAAAAACAAAUUGAAAAAGGGCAACAUUUUUGUCAGAUUUGAAGGUGUUAUAUAUUACACAUCAUUUUUAAUGACAUACCGCAUUAUGCAUUGUUUACUAAUGCAACAUGAUUCGUGAUAUAUUAUACCGUUUUUUACUUAACUAGCAUUCCCAAGUGUUUUUGUUGAUAGAAGAAAUUAAAAUAAUUGCAAACAUUUUCAAAUGUUUACAAAAAAUAUAUUAGAACCAAGAAUCCAAUUUUUUUAAUCAGAAAUUACCAAUUACCGUAAACCUCCGGUAAGUUCGAAUUGGCAAAUAGUCCGAACACAUAUUUAAAAAAAAACAUCUGGUUGUGUUACGUUGAGCUGAUUGUUUAUAAUGGCCCCUUUUUGGGAUAGUCUCGAACUGACCAAAGGUUUUCCGUAAUUACCUUAGAAAAUUUUAAAAAAGUGGUAAUUGCAGACAAAAGAAUGGGAUGAUUGUGUACAUAAGAAAAGGAUAAGGGGAUAUUGAUUAGGAAUGGAGUGCUUAUUGUGUAAAAUACGGUAAUUAAGUUUUGUUUAUAAGUAAGCUGAGUGGAUAUGAAUGUUGAGUAUAUGUGGUAUAGGGCAGAGGUGCUAUUUACCUUAAAUAUGGUAAAUCUGAAGUCAGUCAGUCACUGAACAUUUCAGGGAACUUUCCCUACCAUAAUUAUUCUACAAAGUUACUUGCAGGUGAAUCUAGUCAUUGGUUGAUUGUGUUAUAGGUUGAAAUUAAUGUAGUAUGACUUUUGUAAAAUAUGAGAUAUUUUAGAUUUUGCCAUCAUUCCUUAAGAGUAAAUGGGAAAAGUUUACAUUCCAAGUUUGUAUUCAAUACCGUAUUUAUCCUGAAAUAAACCCAUUCCGCUUGUGUGACAAAAGAGUGCAAAUUUUGGGGGGGGGGGGGGAUGGUUGAUUUUCCAGCACUUCUAUCAGUCUCCGAUUUCAAAUACUAAAGGAGGCUUAUUUGUGAGCAGGGGCAUAUUUGUGGAUAAAUACGGUGUACUAUGUCAUACCUGUAUGAGAGAGAAGUUCCUGUGAGAGUAUUCUGAUGUGAGAUAUGAAGGUUUGACACUAUAUAUACAGUUAACACAAUUCAGGUCAGGAAUUCUCUAUGCUUCGAGGACAAAUGUUAUUGUAGAGUUAAUGAAAACCAAUUUUAUGACAAUUAUCUAGCUAAUUUAUCAAAAGUCUUGGAACAAAAAUAUCAAUGAAUUAUGGAUGAUUAACAAUAAAACAUGUUUUAUUGUUCAAUAAAUACCACUCCCUAUGACGGGUAGGCCCUGUUUUUGAUACAGAGCAUGUACGCAUAUUGAUGAGAUUGGACAGACGGACAGACAAAAGCACGGCACCAGAAUUGUUGAUAUUGCACAGGGGAAUGUAUUUUCUAUUCAAAACUUAUUAGAAAACCAGAUUUUAAUUUUGUACGAUAAUCUAGUAGAUUUUUAUUUCCUCAGAGAAAUUUUAAUUUAGUGCCUCAGGUUACCUGUUUCGACCAAUGACUUGCUAAUGAAAUUGAUACCCAAAUACUAGUCAGAAUAUGUGUACAUGUCAGUUUUCUGGGCUGCAGGAUUAGCGGUGUUACCACAGGUAACACUAUGGGGUUCCUACAUUUCAUACCAUGGGGUUCCCACAUGUGACACUAUGGGGUUCCCACAUGUAACACUAUGGGGUUCCUACAUUUCAUACUAUGGGGUUCCCACAUGUGACACUAUGGGGUUCCCACAUGUAACACUAUUAGGUUCCCACCUUUAAUGCUAUGGGGUUUCAAAAUGUAAUACUAUGUGGUUCCCACAUGUAACACCAUUGGGUUCCCACAUAUAACACUAUGGGUUUCCCAUGUGUUACACUAUGGGGUCCAUAUGUAACACUAUGGGGUCCAUAUGUAACACUAUGGGGUUCCCACAUUUAAUGCUAUGGGGUUCCCACGUGUUACACUAUGGGGUUCCCACAUGUUACACUAUGGGGUUCCCACAUUUAAUACUAUGGGGUUCCCACAUGUAACACAAGUUAUAAUACUGACCUUAGUAUGGCCAUUAUUCAGUAAACAGGUAAAACCUUGAGGCAUUGUCCCCGGGAUAAACACCGAAGGGAUUACAGUACCUCAGUUUUAGGGUAGCUCUUCAUCCAUUAUGGAGGAAUUGUUUUGUAAAAUCUACCCAAAUGUCCAACCCCACUGGUCGUACAGACAGUUUUAUCAAACCAAAAUCAACACUUUCUGAAAAUCUGGUAAUUUAUUAACGAAGAAACAAAUCAGAUUCCUGCGUAAAAAGACAAUAUAGUCGUAAUCAGGGCCUAGCUUCCGUGUCGGGGGACGAGAGAAUUGUGCAUUUACAUCAACACAAGCCUACUAUAAAACAAAAGGUUACUGGUUAAUUGAUGGACCAGUUUACGGUUUCGGAAGACUUGCGUUGUUGUAAUUAAGCCUCUAUCAAUCAUUCAACAAGCACUGACGUUACAAAACAACGACUACGUGCCUGCCCAGGAUAUAUGCAGCAUACUGGGAGGUAUAUUUCAAUUUAGAUAAAUCAACAUUUCAAAUUUAUAUUUAGUAUGAUUUUAAAAUGGCCACCUAUCUAGUGUUGAUGAUUUAAAAGUACUUUAGUUCUCGAUGACUGUACCUGACAAGACCGUUUCCUAACAAGCAAAAUCUUAAUGCUUUUAGUUAUGAUUGACAUUGCUAUCUAUAGGGGAAUAAAAUUCCACCAUUUUGUUUGUUUUUAGAAAUUAUUUAUUCAACAGGUGACCUUUAUAUACAGGUUCCGUUUUCAACAUGUUUCCUCAAUAUGCAGGUUCUGUAUUGAAAAGGUUUAUUGAUUCUAAAUUCAACAGGUAAUUUCUA
This is a messenger RNA of Pecten maximus, 8059 nucleotides long. RefSeq names its product E3 ubiquitin-protein ligase LNX-like. Gene Ontology annotation, molecular function: zinc ion binding; protein binding. The transcript is spliced from 14 exons. Bases 591 to 2192 code for a protein of 533 amino acids. NCBI's taxonomy places the organism in Eukaryota, Metazoa, Mollusca, Bivalvia, Pectinida, Pectinidae. The record is from RefSeq and is a predicted model, not a curated record.